Molecule: messenger RNA, 576 nt
Organism: Dibothriocephalus latus
Lineage: Eukaryota; Metazoa; Platyhelminthes; Cestoda; Diphyllobothriidea; Diphyllobothriidae
Source: the annotation of a GenBank genome assembly
GCUGGCCCUACCGUCCACCUGGAGCGUGUACUUGGUUUCACUGCUGGGAAUAAUGCGUCUGUCGCCUUCGAUGCCAAGACUUCAACAAUUCUCUACACCGCCGGUUGCGUCGUCGUUGCUGAAUCUUGCACCACAGGCCAACAGAACUUCAUCCAAAGUCCCUCGCGGAAGUUAAUCACCUGUCUUGAUGCAAGCCCCGAUGGACAGUUCCUUGCAACUGGCGAGUUCGGCCAUCAACCGAAAGUUCGCCUCUGGAGCCGAGCUAAUCAUUGUCAAGUGGCCGAAUUUUCCAGCCACCACUUUCGCGUCAGUUGCGUCCGAUUUUGCCCCAACUCGCGGAACCUUGUCAGCGUGGGCAAUCAGGACGAUCAGACUAUUUGCGUGUGGGAUCGGGUACAACUGCAGAAGAUAGCCAGUGCCAAGGUUACUGCCAAGGACGUGCAGCAGGGAGCACUUAAAGUUCUGAGAUGUAGGGUUGCCGGAAUGACUGCAUCCUCUGAAGCCGAGAACCAAACUGCGAUGUCUUCGUUUUCAUAUGACUUCUAUGUCAACUUGUGGAUAUUCGAGUAUGUGUGA